This is a messenger RNA of Blepharisma stoltei, 2054 nucleotides long. The record is from the annotation of a GenBank genome assembly. Lineage: Eukaryota; Ciliophora; Heterotrichea; Heterotrichida; Blepharismidae.
AUGAUCAACUUUUUGACCUGGGGACUUUUACUUUUAGCUUGCUUUUUGAGCUGGUUUAUAAUAUACACAUACGCAUCUAAAUCCACAGCUUUUUAUGUGUAUUUUUUCUCAUUUAUCGGCUAUUUUUUAGGAUUCGCUAUUGUUGCGUUAAUUCCUUAUGAUAUCUAUUUAGUAUGUUCUAGCUAGGGUAAAACAAACAGUGAAUAUGAUUCUCAGCAGGAAGCAGAUUUAAUGAGAUCUGUGUGACUUUCAGUAUAUUGAACUGUUUUUGCUCUUUGCUGGUAGCAUUUAUAAUAGGUUUAUUCUUCCACUUAUUCAGGAAUACGAGAUCUCUGGGAAUUUUUCUUUUAUUAGUAGAAUGCGAGCAACUUUAUACCGUCAAGCUAGAAGCAUGAUUUUUGCAGGGGCAUUUGGGCUAGCUCUAGUUAUUUUUUUACUUAUUGAAGGGCGUCUUACAGUGUAAAUUUUAUAUAGAAAAACUCUGCCUGUUUUUAUGAUAAUUUUGAGUAACUGCUGGGGGCUGUUUUUAAUAAUUGUGCUACUAGGCUACGGAUUGAUAGCAGUACCAAGGUCCUUUUGAAAUUCAGGAAAUACGGAAGAAUAUCUUAAAAGUUUAUAUGUUAAAGCAACCACUUUUGAAGAGUGCAUAACAGAAGUAAACCAUCAACUUGAUGAAAUUAUCAAGCUUAUUAAUGCUGCUUCUCAUCAAAUUUCUGAAUUUUCUCCUUUAAAGCAAUAUCUUGAAAUCAUUUUUUUAAGAUGUCCACAAGAAUCUGUCGAAAAUAUUAUCUCUACUCAUCCUUGAUCGAACAAAAAUCAUUUUGGUUUCCGAAAUUUAGAAAAAUUAACACUAUAACUAUCUUUUUUUAAUAUAAUAAUGAAUUGUAGAGACAACAUAAUUACACCGUAAACAAUUCUAAUAUGAUUAUAGCAUGAUCGCUAAUAUAUUCAUUCUUUAUCACUUGUGGUUAACUCAUAAAUAUUUUAUAUGGAAAAAAAUUUUGAUCUAAAAAUUUAUAUUUUUCCUAAUCGAGCCUAUAGUUACUGUUCGAUCAAGGAUGGGAAAUAGUAAGGGAAAUAGAAUUCAUAUAUCAAGAGAUAGCAUGAAUAAACUUGGAAAUUUAUCUGAACAAAGAUUGGCUGAGCUUCAUCAGGAUCUUAAAAAAACUAUCUCUGAGCUAGAAAGAACAAAAUUUAGAUAUAAUCAGUUAAUAGAAGAAGCUAUAUUAUUAGAAGAUAUAGCACAAUCUUAUAACAGUACACAAAGAAAAAUAAUUUCUGCUAUUCUCCCACAAAGGACUGGGAAAUGUGUCAGGACCCAAGAACUUAUUGGAUGAAUUUGGCUGACCAGAGUUAAGCCAAUUUUCUGCCGAUUACUAGGUAUUUUAUUUGGAAUCAUGAGCAUUCUUAUUGUAUUAGGAGAAUCCACUUUAUUCAUUCAGAAUCCAAUAGGACUUUUCCCAUUAUUAAUACAGAAAGCACAAGGUGCUUAUUCCAUACAAAUCUUAGUCCUCAUCCCACUUCUUUAUAUAAUUUUAUGCUCUUAUUAUGCCUUAUUCAAUCUAAGGCUAUCAGGAUCAUAUGGGCUUUACCCAAAUAAUCAUACAGACCCAAGCAAUCUUGUAUGAAGUGCCUGCAUCUUAGCAAGGCUGACAACCCCUUUAGCGUAUAAUUUUUUUUUAUUUAUAAAAGAAAAAAACUGCGAAUUUUUCAAGGUUAUGAAAGUUAUUGAUUUAGUCCCAGUAUUAGGAAAUGAUUUUGCCAUAUGAUUUCCUUUGCUAUUAAUUGUAUUUUGCAUUACAAAUUAUUUUAAUAUUUAUGGGAAAAUAAUGGGAACGCUUGGGCUGACACAAUUUAGUUUUGAUGAAAAAUAUUCUGAGGAUAGGAUGCUUGAAGGCAAGUUGUCUAUACAAAAAUCAAGAUCUGAAAAAGAAAGAGAAUUUGGAUUAACCAGUUUGCUGUCUACAAAUGAAAGGAUAAAUUGGGAAAUGGCAAGAGUGGAGGACACUACAGAGAAGAAUAAAAAAUCUAAGUUCGAUAGACUUUAUUAUUAA